This is a messenger RNA of Cottoperca gobio, 2979 nucleotides long. RefSeq names its product zinc finger BED domain-containing protein 1-like. Gene Ontology annotation, biological process: regulation of transcription by RNA polymerase II. Gene Ontology annotation, molecular function: protein dimerization activity; DNA binding. Gene Ontology annotation, cellular component: nucleus. Lineage: Eukaryota; Metazoa; Chordata; Actinopteri; Perciformes; Bovichtidae. The record is from RefSeq and is a predicted model, not a curated record.
GACGCGGAAGCUGUUCUUUCUGAAACAAACAGAGGGAUGUGGCUGGUGACAGUGUUGGUGCCUCUGCUCAGGCUCUAUUUGUGCGGCAUGAAAGUGCUUCUCUAUCAGAUGUUCAACAGGUCUUUUACGCUACCAGGUUCUCAAUAAGUGAAGGCAUUCAAGUGGAUUACUUACCAAAGGAACCAAUGGAGGGUAAAAAUUCAGGACCUUCAUGCUCUGGCCUCAAUCUGGUCGCACACCCACGGGCAAAAAGCAAAGUCUGGAAAUACUUUGGCUUUGAUACGGAUGCAGAUGGCUGCAUAUUGCACUGGAAACGGAUAUACUGUCGCGUAUGCAUGAGUCAAAUAGCUUACUCUGGAAACACGUCUAAUCUUUCGUACCACCUCGAAAAGAACCACCCAGUAGAGUUCAGCGAGUUCGUGAAGAGCAACACUGAUCAGAUGCGCGAGGCGUUUGCCACAGCGUUCUCUAGGAUAAAGACCGAGCCUUCAGGUCUACAUGUUCAGCAACAAUCCCAGGACACAAACUUAAGGCAGAGCUUACACUAUGAAAACAGACGACACAAUGAUCUGACUAUAGCUGUCAUCAACUUCAUCUGUGAGGGGCUGUACCCUGUAUCUGUAGUUGAAGAGCCGACUUUCAAAACCUUAAUGAGUACCGUCGAUCCUGGAUUCUCUCCCCCAAGCAAAAGCGACCUGGCAGUUAAGAUGCUACCUCAGAUGUACUGCCGAACCCGGGACAUGGUCUUCAAUGAGCUUGCUGGGGUUGUCAACUGUGGCGUUACCACAGACCUUUGGCAAAGCCAAACCCAGAACAGGACAUAUAUUUCCCUCUCAAUGCAUUCAGUUAAUUACAACAGUACAACUGGCUUCUCUAUGACCAACAAGUGCCUUAAAACGUUUGAAGUACAAGAGGACAACAUCGCUGAGAAUAUCACCAGAGCGAUGUAUGAAGCAUUUGUUGAAUGGGGGAUAACUCAUAAAGUCAGCGGGGCCACCACGAAUGGUUCAGUGGACAUUGUCAAAGCAUGCUCGCUCCUGGAACUGUCGGUGGAAAUGCCAUGCCUCGGACAUACCGUCAAUCGCGCGAUGGACGAAGCGCUCCAGCUGCCGCGAGUAGACAGCUUUUUGGGAUGUUGCCGCAAACUUGUCGAUCAUUUCAGAGAACCGGCGAUCUAUCUGUUAAGGGAAAAGCAGAAGCAGCACGGCCUCGCUCAAUGCGCGCUCAUCACAGACAGGGGCAGGUCUUGGUUGGCCACGUUGGCAAUGUUACAAAGACUGAAAGAGCAACAGGUUGCUGUAACUGCAACACUUAUAGAGAGUUCCAACAGCCAUCAUUUCAGCUUUGAUGGCCCCAACUGGACGUUUUUAGAGUGCUUGAUUGAAGUCCUCCAGCCUUUUAAAGUUGUGGCGAACAUGUUCACUUCUUGCAGGUACCCAACCAUUAGCAUGGUUAGGCCUGUGCUUCAUAUGUUGUUGAACACUACCCUCAAGGUCAAUGAAGGGGACCUCAAAGAGAUCAGCAUGACCAAAGAAGUCCUUGCAAAGGUCCUAUCAAGCACUUAUUCACAAAACACACAACUAUCGCAAGAAAUUUCAACGUUCCUCAACAUUGCGACCUUCCUGGAUCCUCGUUACAAGAAGUUGCCUUUCCUGUCCACUCAGGAGCGCUCCAAAGUUGAGAGUAACAUCAUAGAGGAGGCAAAAGCAUUUCUGGAGAAGCAGAUUGCAGAGCGACCAUGCCACGAAGAUUUCUCCUUGGUAUCCGAAGAGCCACCUAGCAAGAAGCAGACGCCUCUAAGAGAGUCCGCUAGCAGUGCAACCCAAGACAACCCUUUGGCUGCCAUAUUUUGCCAGUCUAAUGCUGACCAGAGCCAGGAGGAGCUGCAUGCACAGGUGGUAGAGGAGCUGAGCAACUACAAAUCACAAAGAGUCCUGGGUCUGAAUGAAGACCCUUUGCUGUGGUGGUCGAGUCAUGCACUCUUGUUCCCGACCCUCCCCAAGGUGCUUCAAAAGUACUGGUGUGUUCCCGCCACAAGUGUUCCUUGUCACAGGCUGUUGAGCUCCUCUGGGACUGUUCUGUGUGGGAAAAGGAACCGCAUAGCUCCAGCUUUAGUAGAUCAGCAGGUCUUCUUGUAUGAGAACUCGCGCAGCUAUUAUGAGCCGGAACCCUGUGAAGAGGAUUUGGACAAUGUUUGGGAGGGAAAUUGUAGUCUGGGUCAGCCACUUGAAUGACUGUGUGGCCUACAUGUCAGUAGUAUGAAAUUAUAAUGGACCUGUUCUUCUACUGGUAAUAAUAAAGAGUUUUUCCUAUAUUGUCGUAUUAAAAGCAUUUUGUAAUAUUUUGGGGAGAAAAUGCUUAUUUGUAUUCUUUAAGAAAGUUCCAGAGAUAAGAUUGUUAUAACUCAUGUCUGUGGAUGAAUCUCAAUGAUCCUCUUACUUUUCCAUCUAGCGCCAUAAUCGGGUGAAAGUUUUAACGUGUCCAAUAAUUUGGUUUCUGGCCAAAUACCUGCAGAACUGAUUCCGUCAGCCUCAGCUAUACACUGUGCUCAGUGCUAAUUAGCAUGCUAACACGCUAAACUAAGACUAACUGACAACAUCUCAAUUUUAGCAUUGGCAUUGCUGAUGUUAGCAUGUAGCUUAAAUAGAUCCCGUGCAGAAGUACACAUUUACAGAGCCCCUAGCAUGGCUGCUGACGCGACAGUUCUGUACAUGUUUCGGGUUAAAAAAAUAAGACCUGUCGUGUGAAUUAGCUGUUGAGGUGCCAGGCUAUCUGUUUCCCCCUGCUUCCAGUCUUAAUGCUAAGCUAGGCUAACCACGUCCUGACGCCAGCUCUGUACUCGACGCAGAUUUCUGCCAUCUCAAAAACUUCAAGAUGGAAGCAGUAUAUUAAAGAUUAUAAAUCAACUAUACAAAUAACUUUUUCUUAUUUUUGCUAUUGCACAAAUGAGAUAAGAACAUUAAAAUGCUGAUACCUUCA